AUGGCCACCAUCGUAGGAUCUGCGAGCGGCGAGCCUUCCUCGACUCCGCAGUACGAACAAAGCUACGAGGAUGACACCCCUCUCUUCACCUGUCUUUCGUGCAGCAUUGCCUUCCCCAACCCGGAUGAUCAGCGAACCCAUUACCGCUCCGACUUGCAUCGUUACAACAUGAAGCGUCGUGUUGCGAACCUUCCCCCUGUCAAAGCCGAAGUAUUCAACGCCAAGAUCCUCGAACGCCAUACAGCUCUUGCACAGAAAGCACAGACUGCUGUCACACCCGACAAGUGCGAAGCAUGCGACAAGAAGUUCGCUUCGCAAAACGCAUACCGUGAUCACCUCAACUCUAAGAAGCACAAGGAGAACGUGGCUAAGCUCGACAAGAAGAAAGCUUCGCAAUCCGGUCCUUCCACCACACCCGCUACUGCUGACCAGACCGAAGAACAGAUGCCUCUUGUCUUCCGUGUUCCUAAGCCUACUGCCGACUCAACCUCCACAUCAACCAACGAAGUAGCAGCACCGACCACACCCACCACAGAAUCCGCCAUCGUCGCAGCAGAGAAGAAGCAGAACGCCCGAGACACUCUCAUGAUCUCUGAGGAUGCCACCGAAGAGCAGAUACAGGCCGCUAUCGAUUCCAAGGUCGCCUCCUCUCGCCGCAUCGAUCCGAAUCACGAAUGCAUCUUCUGCGCCAAAGCUGGCUUCAGCGAACUCAAAGACACCCUUGCACAUAUGUCCAAAGCUCACGGCUUCUUCAUUCCCGAAUCUGACUACCUCGUCGAUCUUCCCGGUCUCAUCUCAUACCUUUCCGACAAAGUUAGCAUCGGUAACAUCUGUCUGUACUGCAAUGGACGCGGUAAAGGGUUCCACAAUGCGGAAUCGGUAAGGAACCACAUGCUGGACAAGUUCCACUGUAAGAUCGCUUACACGGAUCCAGAGGAUCAGUUGGAAUUGGGCGAUUUCUACGAUUUCACCAGUUCGUAUCCUGCUGAUGAGGAUGAAGAGUGGGAGGAUGCAGAUGGCGAAGAUGUCGAGGAUGAUAUGGAGGUUGAUGACCAGGUGACAGAUCUCGCCACGACCACGAAGAAGUCUAGCAAAAAGUCCACACACGCAGAAGAGGAAGGUGACGAUCAGGUUCGUUACGGAGAUUCGGAAUUCGAACUUGUUCUUCCUUCUGGUGCGAGACUGGGUCAUCGUUCGUUGCGUCGCUACUACCAGCAGUCGUUGCGUGAAGCACCCAUGGGUUCUUCGAGCGAUCACGACGAUCUUUCGCGCAGAUACGGCGGUGGUGGUGCCCUCGCUCGUCGUUUGAUUGCCGAGAGCGGUAUGGGUCAUCACGAUGGCGACGGUACACUGGUUACUGGUCGCCAUGGACAGGUCAUCAAGGCAAGAAACAGGGGUGAAGCGAGGGAGGCAAAGAGACACAUCAACGAGUUUAGGGACAGGAACAGGAAGGAACAGCACAAGACCAAAAUCGGGUUCAGGAACAAUAACCAGAAGCAUUUCCGUGAUCCAUUGCUCCAGUAG
This is a messenger RNA of Ustilago hordei, 1524 nucleotides long. RefSeq lists its product as uncharacterized. The transcript has a single exon. Gene Ontology annotation, molecular function: zinc ion binding; nucleic acid binding. Bases 1 to 1524 code for a protein of 507 amino acids. Gene Ontology annotation, cellular component: preribosome, large subunit precursor. Lineage: Eukaryota; Fungi; Basidiomycota; Ustilaginomycetes; Ustilaginales; Ustilaginaceae. Gene Ontology annotation, biological process: ribosomal large subunit biogenesis. The record is from RefSeq and is a predicted model, not a curated record.